GGGAAGAGAGGAAGCUACAAAACCGCUACGUCUGGUAUUUUCAUGUUCCUCCCUGGUUGGUUUCACUAAAUUGGAAGUUACUUUUAUUGAUGGUUUUGAAGUGCCACUUUUAUAACAGGCUUGUGUCUUUUUCCAUACUCUACCAUACCAUUAAGACUUUGGAAUGCUUGGAGUAAGGGGCAGGCUCCCAAAGUGACUUUCCAAUCUGUGUCCGCAGUUCUAGCCAAGUUCCCUUUUAAUGUAUGGAGCAGGCUAAGUUGAACUCGCUCUCAGAAUAACACAGAAGUAAAACGCAGCUGCUGCUUUAAGUGGCACUGUGUGAUAAUAGGACUCUGCUGUUUACUGGAACUCAAGUGCCUGGACUGGUACACGCACAAGCAGUAUAUGAAAUCUGAAAACAUGAGGAUAAAGGAGAUUUCUUUACGGCAAGAUCCUGAUCUACGAAAGGAAUUGGCAUUGCUAGCUCGGGGAUGUGAUUUUGUUCUGCCUUCCAGAUUCAAGAAGAGACUCAAAGCUUUCCAGCAAGUCCAGGUUCAGUCAAAGAAAGAAGAACCUUUGACACCAUCUCUGAGCCAAACCAUUCCAACAUUUUAUUUUCCUCAAGGAUGUCCGAAAGAAAAAGUGAACAUAGAUAGUGUUAUUACUAAGAUAGAGAAAACUUUUGCUCAGUUUCCAAAUGAGAGAGCAACAUUAGAAGAUAUGGGUAAAGUUGCAAAGGCUUGUGAAUGUCCUCUAUAUUGGAAAGGUCCACUAUUUUUUUGUGCUGGAGGAGAACGAACGGGAUUUGUAUCGGUUCAUAAAUUUGUUGCAAUGUGGCGGAAGAUUCUACAGACUUGCCAUGAUGCUGCCUCCAAGUUUGUUCAUCUUCUCAAGAGCCCUGGAUGUAACUAUUUGGUACAAGAAGACUUCAUUCCAUUUUUACAAGAUGUGGUCAAUAGUCAUCCCAGUCUAGUCUUCCUAAAAGAAGCAUCAGAAUUUCAUUCUCGGUAUAUUACAACAGUAAUACAAAGGAUAUUUUAUACAGUAAACAGAUCCUGGUCAGGAAGGAUCACUUGUAACGAACUCAGAAAAAGCAGUUUUUUACAGAAUGUGGCAUUAUUGGAAGAGGAAGUAGAUAUUAACCAGCUGACAGAAUAUUUUUCAUAUGAGCACUUCUAUGUAAUCUACUGCAAAUUUUGGGAGCUGGAUACAGACCAUGACCUUUAUAUUGAUCCGAAGGAUUUAGCUCGGCAUAGUGACCAUGCUAUAUCUAAUCGGAUGAUAGAGAGGAUUUUCUCAGGAGCUGUAACAAGAGGCAAGAAAGCACAGAAAGAAGGAAAAAUAAGUUAUGCAGAUUUUGUAUGGUUUUUAAUAUCAGAAGAGGAUAAAAAGACUGCAACCAGCAUUGAAUACUGGUUUCGCUGCAUGGACCUUGAUGGGGAUGGUGUAUUGUCAAUGUAUGAACUGCAGUACUUUUAUGAAGAGCAAUGUCAAAAACUGGACAAUAUGGCCAUUGAACCACUGCCAUUUGAAGAUUGCCUUUGCCAGAUGCUUGAUCUUGUGAAACCAGAGUGCGAAGGGAAAAUAACUCUUCAUGACUUAAAGAAGUGCAAGAUGGCAAAUGUGUUUUUCGACACCUUUUUCAACAUUGAGAAAUAUUUAGACCAUGAGCAGAAGGAUCAGUUUUCUAUGUUCAGGGGCACUGAAAAUGAAAACCAAGAACUGUCUGAUUGGGAAAAAUAUGCUGCUGAAGAGUAUGAUGUCCUAGUAGCAGAGGAAGCAGCUAGUGACCAGUGGAAUGAUUGUUAUGAAGCGGAAUUGAACCCUGGAGAUCAUCAGAAGACCAACGUGCUGAAAUAUCAGAUGGAAAAAAGGCCUUUCUUUGAUAUGCCUUCCCAUUUGGCAGACGUUGACUUAGAUGAGUAUGACUAUGAAGAUGAUUUUGAAUGAAUUGUUUGUAUAAAAAUAAGGACCGUCUGCAGCAGGUCUGCUAAAUCUAUGUAGGACUUAG
Podarcis raffonei (Aeolian wall lizard) is the source of this 1990-nucleotide messenger RNA. RefSeq names its product protein phosphatase 2 regulatory subunit B''beta (gene PPP2R3B). NCBI's taxonomy places the organism in Eukaryota, Metazoa, Chordata, Lepidosauria, Squamata, Lacertidae. Gene Ontology annotation, molecular function: calcium ion binding; protein phosphatase regulator activity. Gene Ontology annotation, cellular component: protein phosphatase type 2A complex. Gene Ontology annotation, biological process: protein dephosphorylation. The transcript has 13 exons. The coding region runs from base 385 to 1929 and encodes 514 amino acids. The record is from RefSeq and is a predicted model, not a curated record.